This is a messenger RNA of Quercus lobata, 1027 nucleotides long. RefSeq names its product cyclase-like protein 3. The record is from RefSeq and is a predicted model, not a curated record. Gene Ontology annotation, molecular function: arylformamidase activity. Bases 103 to 912 code for a protein of 269 amino acids. The transcript has 6 exons. Lineage: Eukaryota; Viridiplantae; Streptophyta; Magnoliopsida; Fagales; Fagaceae.
CAUAGAUAACAAAGCAAAUAUAUAUAUAUAUAUAUAUAUAAAUAAUUUACAUUGAUUGCCCAUAACUUUUGUACACUGAAGACUGACCACUUCAGAAAAACCAUGAUGAUGAUCAAAAUCAAACCCCUUGUCCUGCUGCUAGUGCUAUCGUGCACAUGGGUGCUUACAGUUGCGACCAGUGAUUCUGCCUAUCCCACCAUCUCCGACUGUGGCAUGGAGGAACUCGUCCCUGUAAGGAGAGAAGUGUACGGAAAUGGUAGAAUAUUUGAUAUAAGUCACAGUUUCAGGGAGGACAUGCCGUCCUGGGACUCCGUGGAUGGGCUAGGCCAGUUCUUGCGUCUCCGCCACUCCAUAAAGAAUGGCUCCCUAGCCAACGUUUCCGAGCUCAAGUAUUUCUCUGUUCACUCCGGCACCCACGUCGACGCGCCAGGCCACGUGUUCGAUCACUACUUUGAUGCCGGCUUCGAUGUUGACACGCUUGACCUGGAACUGCUUAACGGUCCUGCACUGUUAGUUGAUGUUCCAAGGGAUAAGAACAUUACUGCUGAAGUUAUGAAGUCCUUGAAUAUUCCCAAGGGAAUUCGACGUGUCAUUUUCAGAACAUUAAAUACUGACAGGCGGCUAAUGUGGAAAAAGGAGUUUGAUACAAGCUUUGCAGGACUGAUGAAGGAUGGUGCUGAAUGGUUGGUAGAGAACACAGAUAUCAAACUUAUUGGAACUGAUUACCUAAGUGUUGCUGCUUAUGUUGAAGCAAUUCCAUCUCAUCUUGUUUUACUAGAAGCCAGGGAUAUCAUUCUCGUGGAAAGUCUAAAGCUCGAUCACAUCCAACCAGGAAUAUAUUCCCUUCAUUGCUUACCCCUUAGGUUGCCUGGUGCUGAGGGAUCACCCGCAAGAUGUAUUCUCAUCAAAUGAUAUUUUAUAUAUAUGUUUUAUAUUGUUGUAAGUGCUGUAGUAUCACCACUACUAUGACUUUGUAAGCUAUGUUAUAUGUCUUGUGUUUGUUAUGGAAUGCGAAGUGUUUGGUGUG